Molecule: messenger RNA, 870 nt
Organism: Parastagonospora nodorum SN15
Lineage: Eukaryota; Fungi; Ascomycota; Dothideomycetes; Pleosporales; Phaeosphaeriaceae
Exons: 2
Coding region: 1-870 (289 amino acids)
Biological process (GO): intra-Golgi vesicle-mediated transport; protein transport; Golgi organization
Cellular component (GO): membrane; COG complex
Source: RefSeq, a predicted model, not a curated record
AUGAGUAAAUUUCAAUUCGGAGACUCGCGCUCAAAUUCCGACGACGACGAGGACCUCGAUACUCUGCCCUACCCUGCGCCCCUUCAGCGCAAUGACUUCCUCGCGCCAGACUUUUCGCCAUCGACCUAUCUCUCUACACUAUCGAAUCGGCACCAGACACUCGAAGACUUGCGCUCAGAGCUAAGGUCGCGCUCACAGCUACUAAGCAAAGAGCUGCUGGACCUCGUCAACUCCAAUUACCAGGACUUUCUGAAUCUGGGAAACAGCUUGCAUGGUGGUGAAGAGAAAGUCGAGGAAGUAAGGGUAGGGUUACUGGGGUUCAGAAAAGAAGUUGAUGGACUGAAGCGGGCAGUUGAUGAGAGGGAACAAGAGGUGGGAGCCCUGCUGGGGGAAAGAAGAGACGUGAGGGUAAAGAUUGAACUGGGGCGGCGGCUCAUUGAUUAUGAUGCGAGACUGCGGGAGCUCGAGCAAGAUCUGGACAUCAGCAGUGGGGCAAAUCACGUCAACAACAACAGAGAAGACGAUGUCUCAGACAGCGAGGACGACGAAGACGAAGACGAAGACGAAGACGAUGAGGACGAUGCAAGCUAUGGCGUUUCCCUUACGAAACUGCGAAGGAACGUCAUGCAGUACAGACUAAUGCAAGAGCUGGAGAAGAGCCUCGACAACCAUCCUUUCGUUGAAGCACAGACGACGCGGAUGGCGAAAGUGCGCAGCACGUUGUUGCUCGAUCUGAGUACUGCAACGCAGCAAGCGAAGAAUGCAGGAAAGGCUGGGCAGGGCAGGGUAAUGAGCAUUAUGAAGAUGUACGCAAACAUGGAACAGGCUGCAGAAGCAGUAGAAGUCCUCAAGUCACUGAAAGCAACAUGA